UGCAGGUGAACAGAGCUGCAGAAAGAGAGGGGGCAUUCUCAGAUUUCCCGACUUCUCCCAGCCGCUCCGCUGAUUCCACAUCACCGCGGCGAUCCGAAACGACAUGCGCUCAGCUCUCCUCGAUUCCCCGGCCGUUUCUCAAAACGACCACCGAUAACGGUUGAUGUAGCUGCAAAUGAGAUAUUCUGCUGCUGGAAUGACGUGACCCUAUUCGUCUCCCGAAAUCGUUCUGCAAUCAAGAAUAUUCAUCAAAACCUAGCCAGGACAUGGUUGGGAAGCUCGCAUGAUGAGAAGGUGAUGGAGUCUUCCAUCAUUUUUACCCCCCACUGACUCGUCCUGUCAGCUUUUCAUCAGAGGCAGAAGUGUGUACCAGUGAUCCAAGGCCUCCACUUCUCUGCCAUGGUGACAUAAGCGGCAUUGCAAAAUGAGGUCACAGCUCACCGUUUUCAACCCUCCUGCGGGGGGAGCGGUGCGGCGAGAGACGAUGCUGGGAUGCGUGACCCGCCUCCGUCGGCUGGUCCGUCUCCUCCCUCUGCAGAUGUCCCUCCUCCUCCUCUUUCUCUUCUGCACUGUCAGCGUCUUCAUCUCGGCCUACUUCCUUUAUGGCGUCAAGCGGGAGCUAGAGCCAUCAGUAGUGGGCGUGUCUGGUUCAGAGGGAGCUUCGGCCGACUCGGACGACCUGAGGGUCACGCCAUCUCGACUUUUACCGCUGCGUAGCGUCUCUGGAGGCCCCGGGGUGGAUCCUGCCGGGGCCAGGACAGAUCCGUAGUACUGGUCUUUGUGGAAAAGUCAGUAUUCGCAACUGGGUCAGGAGAUUGUGGCCAUUUUAGAGGAUGGCCGCUUCCAGUACCGGACUGAGAUAUCUCCCGGGAAAGGGGACAUGCCAACAUUGACGGACAAGGAGAGAGGACGUUUCACACUGGUGAUUUACGAAAACAUUCUCAAGUAUGUUAACCUGGACGCGUGGAACCGAGAGCUGCUGGAUAAGUACUGUGUGGAAUAUGGAGUGGGCAUCAUUGGCUUCUUCAAGGCCAACGAGAACAGUCUGCUGAGUGCGCAGCUGAAAGGAUUCCCGCUCUUUCUCCACUCCAACUUGGGUCUAAAGGACUGCUCGGUUAACCCCAAGUCACCCCUACUCUUUAUCACCCGAUCCGGACAGCCGCUGCCCGGGCCUCUCCCUGGAGAUGACUGGACCGUCUUCCAAUCCAACCACUCGACGUACGAGCCAGUGUUGCUCGCCAAAACUCAAUCGGCGGAGAGCAUUCCGUCCAUGGGACAGAAUGCUGCUCUGCUCCCGUCGGUGGUGCAGGACUUGGGCCUUCACGAUGGCAUCCAGAGGGUCCUGUUUGGGAAUAACUUGGUCUUCUGGCUCCACAAGCUGGUGUUUGUGGAUGCCGUGGCCUUUCUUACCGGGAAGAGGCUCUCGUUGUCCCUGGAGCGCUACAUCCUGGUUGAUGUGGAUGACAUCUUUGUGGGAAAAGAGGGCACCCGCAUGAAGGUGCCUGACGUAAAGGUAAGUUUGCGCUGCUGGGAGACGCAGAGGGAGAUGCGCACCCAUGUUCCCCAACUUCACCUCAAUCUGGGCUUCUCAGGAAAAUUCUUUCACGCUGGUAAGGCUCCUCGUACCCUGGGCGAUGACCUCCUGCUUUCCUAUGUGAAGGAGUUCUGGUGGUUCCCUCACAUGUGGAGCCACAUGCAGCCCCAUCUCUUCCACAACCAGUCUGUGCUGGCUGCGAUGCUGCUCAACAAAAAGUUUGCCCUGGAGCAUGGAAUCCCUAUCAACAUGGGAUAUGCUGUGUCACCGCACCAUUCAGGCGUCUACCCAGUCCACUUGCAAUUGUACGACGCCUGGAAGAAGGUUUGGAGCAUCAUGACUAGCACCGAGGAGUACCCGCAUCUCAAGCCGGCCCGCUUUCGGCGAGGUUUUAUUCACAGCGGCAUUAGCGUGCUGCCCAGGCAGACGUGCGGUCUUUUCACACACACCAUCUUCUAUAAAGACUACCCAGGCAGCCCCAAUGAGCUGGACAAAAUCAUCAACGGGGGAGAACUCUUCCUCACGGUUCUGCUGAACCCAAUCAGCAUUUUCAUGACCCAUUUGUCCAACUGGAAUGACCGUCUUGGCCUGUACACCUUUAAAAGCCCUAAUGAGUUUGUCAAGACCUGGACAAAUCUAAAAAUGCAGAUCCCACCAGUGCAGCUGGCCCAGAAAUACUUCAGCCUGUUCCCAUCUGAGAGAGAUCCACUCUGGCAGGAUCCAUGUGAAGAAAGGCAUAAAGACAUCUGGUCCAAGGAAAAAACUUGUGACCGCUUCCCCAAGCUACUUGUCAUUGGGCCUCAGAAGACAGGACAAACAGCGCUCUACCUGUUCCUUAGCAUGCACCCCGACCUGACCAGUAACUACCCCAGCAAGGAGACUUUUGAAGAGAUCCAGUUCUUCAAUGGUCACAACUAUCACAGAGAUGAUUGGUAUAUGGAGUACUUCCCCCUGCCCUCCAAUGCUAGCUCUGACUACUACUUUGAGAAGAGUGCCAACUACUUUGAUUCUGACGUGACUGCUCAGAGGGCCGCAGCGCUCCUGCCCAAAGCCAAAAUCAUCGGCAUCCUCAUCAACCCAGCCGACAGAGCGUACUCUUGGUACCAGCACCAAAGAGCCCACGAUGAUCCGGUUGCAUUGAAAUACUCAUUUCAUAACGUCAUCACUGCCGGCCCCGACAGUCCGGCCAAUCUCCGGGUCCUCCAGAAUCGAUGUUUGGUACCAGGCCGGUACGCUAAUCACCUGGAGCGCUGGCUCAACUACUACCAUUCCAGCCAACUGUUGGUCUUGGAUGGGGAGAUGCUGAAAACUGAGCCCGCCUCCGUUAUGGAUAAAAUCCAAAAGUUCCUAGGCUUAACUAACGUCAUCAACUACCACAAGAUUCUAACAUUUGAUCCCAAAAAGGGGUACUGGUGCCAGCUGCUAGAGGGUGGGAAGACAAAGUGUCUGGGGAAGAGUAAAGGACGCCGGUAUCCUGACAUGGACCCCGAGUCGUUGACGUUCCUCAUGGAUUACUACAGGGAUCGUAACAUUGAGCUGUCAAGUGCUGUACAGAAGGGCCAACCGCUCCCCAGCUGGCUCAGAGAGGAGAUGGUCCACACCAGGUAGCAGCCCAACCAGGGAGACCAUAGUAGUCCAGCACGUCUCGACACGCCUCUGCGCCGCCACCACCACCACGCACUUUCAAGGAGAACGUUACUUGAUAAUAAAGUGAUGAUGGAAGUCAAAGUGUAACACAUUCUGUGAUGGUCCAUGAAGUGUAGUACACAAAUGGGCUGGUGAGCAGGAGGAUUCACAAAUGGAGCGCUCGUCUCUCUGAGCCUCCCGUGAACCUUUCAGUAUGAUGAAUCAGGACCUCAAAAUCCUGAGGAGGAAGCGUGAUGAUGAGGAGGUACCAUCUCUUGCUCGCUCACCCCCGUCUCCCACCGUGGUCGAACCGUCUCUCCCACGCAUGAACUGGAAAGAAAAGAGCAACAAUGUGCCGCGUGCAAAGGCUGAGUUUCAGGUUCAGUCUUCACCGUUUCAGUUCUGGAACCCAGCGCCAACGUGCUGCUGUGUAAAGCACAGAACUUUACGCUGAAGGACAAAAACAACAUUUGUUGUAAAUGCCUUUUGAAAAGAUAAGGACGUUUGGAUAUCUGGCUGCAUGUUGUAGCCUUUUUUGAUAGGCCUUGCUAGAAUCUUGGAAUUUCAUUCACAAAUGCCAGGAACAUAAUCUCCAUGAACUAUUACCAUUUAAAUGUUUAUUUUUUUUAAUUUUUGUUUUAUUUGUUUUGAUUUGCUCAGACAUUGUUCUGUAGUCGUGAUACUUAUAGAAUGUACCGAAACGAAACAACAGAUUCCUUCUUCAGGCCGAAUGCAGAGACGUCAAACUGCUGCGUGCCGUCACUUGACCACUGAAUGGGCGAAGCGGGGAGUGAUGGACUUAUGUCGAAAGCACAAUAUUUAAACGGUACUCAACAUACGUCUAACUGGAUAUAGCACACGAGCAUUUGGUUAACAAGUCCAGUCUGUGAAGAUCAUAAGCUAACUCUCUGUCAGAGACUCAGUGUAAAGAACAAAGUUUCCCACGCUUUUCUUUUCAUUUCUUCUAUUUCAUGUCAUAAAUUAGUCCGCGACGGAGUGUGAAAGGAUGUCUCCUUGGAAAAUGUGUCAAGUUGUCAAGGCAAACCUUCUCACAAUAGGCCCAGCGGCACCGCACCCGACAUAAAUGUUUUGUUUGGGGUUUGAAGGUGUUAUCAUUGCAACUAGAUGUCAAAAACAGAAAACAAAAAGCUGCUCUUACUGCAAUAGUUUUGUACAAGGAUCUGACGUAAGAAAAAAAAAAAAAAAUGCACACAGCAGUCGUUUCUGUUUCUUGACUGUAAAUGUACAUAGCUGGCUCCCCUUUGGUCGACCUAAAUUAUUUGAAUGUGUUUGGCCCUCCAUUGGUGUGCAACGUCAGUGCUGUAGGGAAAUUGAACGCAAUUGUUUCCUCCAGUGUCCUCUCACUGCCAACUGUUGUCUCCAUAAAAAGUAUUAACGUGAUAACACAUAACAGCAAUGAUGGUACUAAUAAUAUCCUGGACUGUAUGAUAAAGAUUUGUAAUUGUUGUCAAUAAUUUUACAGUGUAACUAAUAUUGUCGGUGCUUUUAAUUUGCAAAUAAAACACCACUGUAUUUUUCACAA
Syngnathus acus (greater pipefish) is the source of this 4703-nucleotide messenger RNA. RefSeq names its product bifunctional heparan sulfate N-deacetylase/N-sulfotransferase 1-like. NCBI's taxonomy places the organism in Eukaryota, Metazoa, Chordata, Actinopteri, Syngnathiformes, Syngnathidae. Gene Ontology annotation, cellular component: Golgi apparatus. Gene Ontology annotation, molecular function: deacetylase activity; heparan sulfate N-sulfotransferase activity. The record is from RefSeq and is a predicted model, not a curated record.